This is a messenger RNA of Fusarium redolens, 2957 nucleotides long. RefSeq lists its product as uncharacterized. The record is from RefSeq and is a predicted model, not a curated record. Lineage: Eukaryota; Fungi; Ascomycota; Sordariomycetes; Hypocreales; Nectriaceae. Gene Ontology annotation, molecular function: glycosyltransferase activity. The transcript is spliced from 7 exons. The coding region runs from base 213 to 2615 and encodes 800 amino acids.
UGUUUGUUCAUAUGCCCAUGCUGACUUUAUGUGCUUAUCGUGUGCCUCUACCAUCUAAAUUCAUACCCGAUUAUUUUGUUCACCUUACCGUCCACAAUCUCUAAUCCAUCUCAAUUAGAUCUCAAAGAACACUUUACAAACAGCCUUUAUGCAGAAGUUAUAGGGAGUACGAGUAUUUUUCAACCAAGUGAUACUGGACAGCUAAUUCGAUAAUGUCGGGACAAAAUCAACCUCUUCAACGGGAAGAGCCCAAGGCUCAACCCUACCGAGCUGCUUCCCUUAAUGCUGCAACGCAGUACGGACAGUUAACAGCUGAACCUAGUCAUAUUCUGGCUCCAAAAGCCUCGACCGGUACAGAAAAUGGCCUACCAAUCCCUCCUUUCUUUGAAGAGCCCUCUCGCCUCAACGAUGAAUCUCCCUCCAAGUUUCAUGCUGGACAGUCGAGUCGACCUAAGAGCCUUCGCCCCUUCAUUCAAUCCAUCAUGGCCUUCAAACAUGGUCGAAAGUUCUCCAUGACUACUUCGGUACAUCGCAAACGGCGAUUAAGUAGCGCUGCUGAGAAGGAAGGUCAGUUUAGUCCGGCUCUCACGAGGCUAUACCUUGGUAUAUCAGCGGCUUUCUCAAACGACCAAACUGCACUCAUUGCCUUAGCCAUCAACGAUGGUGUCUACCUCACCGACUUCUCCGUCAAGCACCUUGACCUCAACGACAGUCAAGCGACUGGUCGAGAUGUCAUUGCAGACUACGUCCUCAAAGAGGUUGAGGAUUAUGAGCACGAGAAUUUUGCCAAGUUCAUCGGAGCCGGUCUACCAGCUACGCUUAGGAGUGUAAGCAAAACGCUAUGCUCUCGCUUGUGGCUAGAUCUGGAUAUUGUCCCGAUUACGGUACUUGCUGGGAGAGAGGAUGAGGAUGAGGAUGAAGAGGACAGGAAGGGCGAAAAGAACUUCUGGAAUGUGAAACGUGUUGACGAACAGGCUGAUUCAAUGGUUCGAAAAUGCGUUAUGUACUUUGGGCCUUCUCAAGCUCCUAUUCUGCAAGUUGGCUUUCGCGGUUUUGUCCAGACUGAUGUUGGGUUUCAGGCCACUUUAACGACUCUUCAGAACUACAAAGACACAUGUGGCGCCCCCACCUGGAAGACAAUGAUGACCUAUGCAGAGAAACUACGUUGCAACAAGACUCGUGUCGCAUUUUUCAGUUCUACUCCACAAGGUGGCGGCGUGGCGCUGAUGCGUCAUGCACUAAUCCGCUUUGCUCGUCGAAUAGGGGUUGACAUGUCUUGGUAUGUUCCAAAACCGCUUCCUAGUGCACUCAGAAUUACCAAGAAUAUCCACAAUGUCCUGCAGGGAGUGAGUCCUCCCAGCCAGCGCAUCACUGCUGAGGAAAAGGAGGUCGUCAUCCAUUGGAUUACCGAAAAUGCAUAUCGAUACUGGUUCUCGGAGUCCGGCCCACUACGCCCAAUGGAGGAAGGUGGUGCUCAUGUCAUAAUUAUCGAUGACCCACAAAUGCCAGGUUUAAUUCCUCUGAUCAAAAGGUUUACUCCCGAUCGGCCAGUUCUGUAUCGCUCUCACAUCCAAAUCAGGAGUGACCUAGUUGCUAAAGACGGCUCGGCCCAGGCUGAUAUUUGGGAAUUCUUGUGGAGCAACAUACAACUGGCGGACAUGUAUAUCAGCCACCCAAUUCCUUUAUUUGUUCCUCAUACAGUCCCCAGAUCAAAAAUAGCCUAUAUGCCGGCUACCACAGACUGGCUCGAUGGUUUAAACAAGCCUUUAAAGGAUUGGGAUAUUGGGUACUAUGGGAACAUCUACAAUGCUAAUUGCCACGCACAAAGAAUGACCGAACUGCACUGGCCGGCGCGCAAGUACAUCAUUCAAGUCGCCCGGUUCGAUCCCUCAAAGGGUAUUCCAACAGUGAUAGAUUCAUAUGCCGAGUUUCGCCGCCAAUGCAAAGUAGCCGACAUCAAGGAUACUCCUCAGCUUGUCCUGUGCGGUAAUCAAUCUAUUGAUGAUCCUGACUCUAGCAUUGUCUACGAUCAAACGCUCAAUCAAAUAAUGUCGCUUUGCCCUGAACUCAUGGAGGACAUCAGUGUGAUGCGUCUAGAUCCAAAUGAUCAGUUACUCAACACACUGAUUUCUAAAGCCCACGUUGUCCUCCAACUCUCAACUAGUGAGGGCUUCGAGGUGAAGGUCUCAGAAGCAUUACAUGCUGGCCGGCCAGUCGUCGCAUCAAAGGCAGGCGGUAUUCCUCUUCAGGUCAAGCAUUCAAUCAACGGAUUCCUUGUUGAGCCUGGUGAUUGGAGGGCUGUUGCUCAUCACCUUAUGAAUCUGUUCACUAAUGAUGAUUUAUACGAAAGAAUGAGUCAUGCUGCAAGGACGGGCGUAUCUGACGAAGUUGGCACAGUCAGUAAUGCCUUGUGUUGGUUCUACCUAGCUUCCAAGUUGGCCGAUCUUGGAGCUCAAAAAUACGGCAAGGCCUCUUUGCAACCUAAUGAGAGAUGGGUUUACGAUAUGGCGAGGGAAGAGGCCAAUUGUCCAUACUCCGCUGAUGAGGAACGACUCCCACGUUGUUAUACCGAGGCUAAGAACGUCGACUCACUAGAAUCUGGUUCUCUUAGCUAGAACAUUAUGAACCGGCGUAGAAGCUUGAAAGACAUCUCUAAAUUGAACACGGUGGAGCAUAAUUGUGGUUGACAGACCUAUAGUUUUAAUUGCAACGUUAAACUAGCUGCCUAGAAUCCUUAGUGUAUACCUAAGGAUAAUAGGUGAUACGACACAAUGUAUACCUGCACAAGCCGACAUAAUGCGUCUACACUGUGACGUGCAUAUUAGGGGGGUCUUGAUUAUAAUGUAUGUGACGUAGGCAUAGAGGCAGUUAACGAGUGACCCAAUCUGUCAGACAUUACGUGUAUUCGGUUCAUUGAUUGUGUUCUGUUGAAUUCUGCCCCUUAGAGGUUUUACCAU